AGUUGACGAUGAGCUUAGAAAGUUGGCGAGUCACGUGACCCCCGGAAUCGGCCGAGGGCAACGCAAUUGCACGACGGUCAAGCUCAAACGCUUGAGAUUUCCCACAGCGUAAACCGUCGCAACACCCACCCACUCCCAUCGACACUCGCAUAACGAAACGCCGACAAGAUGGCUGGAGGAAACCCCUAUGAGGCCUACACGGUCUUUGGAAAGCAGAUUCCCCGUUACAAGAUGGCCGGUUACGGUAUGCUCGCCUACGUCGUCCUCAUCACCGGUUUCGUCCAAUACCGCAAAAUGCAACCCCCGGCACCAAUUCAGUACCAAUCCAAGGAGGAGGAGAACUACGUGAAGCGAUACGUCGCAUACAUGGAGGAGGAGCUCAAGAAGCCCGAGCUUCUCCGUCAGCCUUUCACCGGCCGUGCCAGCAUCUAGAUUGUCCCCUUUCCUACCUUGCAUCCCUGAGGCUACGUUAGAGAGCGACCCUUGACCGACUGGCUCACGAGAACAUAAACGCUGGAUACGAAUAUACCGAUUGAAAGAUCCUCUGC
This is a messenger RNA of Fimicolochytrium jonesii, 548 nucleotides long. RefSeq lists its product as uncharacterized. Lineage: Eukaryota; Fungi; Chytridiomycota; Chytridiomycetes; Spizellomycetales; Powellomycetaceae. Bases 169 to 432 code for a protein of 87 amino acids. The transcript has 2 exons. The record is from RefSeq and is a predicted model, not a curated record.